AUGGAACUCAAGAAAGAACUCCAAUCUUCUGUUCCAGUUUGGAUUCGCCUUAAGAACAUCCCAUUUGCGUAUUGGUCGGCUCCGGGAAUCAGUGAAAUUGCGAGUGCAGUAGGGAGGCCCCUGUAUGUAGAUCCCUUAACUGAGAAAAUGAAGCGCCUAUCCUUCGCCAGGGUAUGCGUUGAGAUCUCUGCAAAAUUGGAGAAAUGCGAGGAGGUAGAAGUAUUGGUGGAUGACGAAUCUUUCUCGGUGUCUAUUCUCUAUGAAUGGAGACCUAAUUCGUGUGCCAAAUGUUGUGCGUUUGGACAUAACUGCUUAGCAAAGGAGGAUCCCAAGCAACCUGUGAGUACUGCUACUGUGAAACCUGCUGCUGCAAAACCUACUGAUGUUAAGUAUAUUGUUGUUAAUACAGAUCCGACUUUAUCAUCGGCUGUUGCUGCUGAUCCUGUUCAGCUUAUAUCAUCUGCCUCUGAGGAUGGCUGGAAACAGGUUAUGAACAGGUAG
Molecule: messenger RNA, 501 nt
Organism: Eucalyptus grandis
Lineage: Eukaryota; Viridiplantae; Streptophyta; Magnoliopsida; Myrtales; Myrtaceae
Exons: 1
Coding region: 1-501 (166 amino acids)
Source: RefSeq, a predicted model, not a curated record